Molecule: messenger RNA, 2549 nt
Organism: Xenopus laevis (African clawed frog)
Lineage: Eukaryota; Metazoa; Chordata; Amphibia; Anura; Pipidae
Gene: plekhf2.S
Product: pleckstrin homology and FYVE domain containing 2 S homeolog
Exons: 2
Coding region: 473-1219 (248 amino acids)
Biological process (GO): endosome to lysosome transport; endosome organization
Cellular component (GO): endoplasmic reticulum; endosome membrane; early endosome
Molecular function (GO): phosphatidylinositol binding; metal ion binding
Source: RefSeq, a predicted model, not a curated record
UUUACCCCGUGCCUAAAGCCUGUCAAAGCUCUCAAAGUACUUCACAACACAAAAGUUAUGGCCAUGCGUUGCCCUCUAGUCAUCAACAAACUACAACUCCCAAAUCCCCCUCGAGCACGCCACAUUAUUGCUUCAGCAGCGCAGAUUCCUGCCCUAAUCCUCACAUGCACUGCCGCCCCAGCCAGCCUACACCAAUGGGCGGAGCGCGCCCUUUUCACGUGACUCAGAGGAGUGGCCGCCCUGUCUCAGGAGUUUAUGCUGCUCGUUCCUUCUAUUUACUAUUUUUUUUUUAACGCUGCCUAUACUUCUACCGAUCCCCCGAUGAGCGUCGAGGGGGGAGGCCGCGCGUGAUUCUGCGCCGUGUCUGGAGUCAAUGUAACCCGACGCGAGAGAAGUUAUCGGGAAGGCACAGAAGGAUCGGCGAUCUUAGCUCUCGGUAUAGUAAUCUCUUCUUUUACCUGAUCUGCCAAAGAUGGUUGAUCGCUUAGCAAACAGCGAGGCAAAUUCAAAACGUAUAAACCUAGUGGAAGGUUGCUUUGGAACAGCUGGCCAGCCUUUGGCAAUCCCUGGCCGAGUUCUCAUUGGAGAAGGGGUGCUAACAAAACUUUGCAGGAAGAAACCAAAAGCCAGACAAUUUUUCCUGUUCAACGAUAUUCUAGUCUAUGGUAAUAUUGUUAUACAGAAAAAAAAGUACAACAAGCAGCAUAUUAUUCCUCUUGAAAAUGUUACCAUUGACACCAUUGAAGAUGAAGGAGAGCUGCGCAAUGGCUGGUUGAUAAAAACCCCUACAAAAUCAUUUGCAGUCUAUGCUGCCACGGCCACAGAAAAAUCUGAAUGGAUGAAUCACAUCAAUAAGUGCGUCGGUGAUUUAAUAUCCAAAAGUGGGAAGACGCCUAACAGCGAACACGCUGCAGUCUGGAUACCCGAUUCGGAGGCAUCGAUUUGCAUGCGUUGCAACAAAGUGAAAUUUACCCCCGUUAAUCGUAGACAUCACUGCCGGAAAUGCGGAUAUGUCAUUUGUGGACCAUGCUCAGAGAAGAGGUAUCUUUUGCCAAGUCAGUCUUCCAAGCCUGUGCGGGUUUGUGAUCUCUGUUAUGAUCUUCUAUCCAAUGGGGAUUUCUCUUCCUGUCUGCCUAGCAGAUCGGACUCCUUCUCCCACCCUUCCAAGUUCAAAAAUAAUUUGUCAGAUGACGACGACGAUGAGGACAGCAGUGACUAAAAAAUAAGCCACAUCUAAAAGGGAUAUUCUUUAUUUGGAAACCUGAACUGCUUUUAGAUGAUAGUGUUCAUCUUCAUGGACCUUCUGUCAACCCAAAUUAGUGGGGGGUUUUGUUCUUUGCAAAAUAUAUUUCUUCAUGUGCCUCAAUUUACAAUGCUUCUGGUUUCUUCAGGGAUAAACUAUAGAUCCUGUAGUUAUUACCUUGCGGCUACUUUGUGUCUCAACUAAGAUUUUUUUAAAGUUGAGUGUGUUUCAUGCCGGUAAAAGUAUUGUAAGGAAUAAGGAAAGUCAAGCCCUAUUUUACUCGACACAAAUCUUUAUAUCAAAUAUUUAAACUGAGAUGCAAAAUUGACCAUGUUGUGCCUUAUGAUUGCUAAAAUGUGAGCACCCCCCCCCUUUUUUUUUUUUUUUUGACAUAAUCACAUAUUUGGUGCUUGGUCAAACACUAUAGGAAAAAAGAUUUCUUCUAUGUAAGGCUAAGAAUAUUUUCUUCUUUUUUUCAGUUUUUCCAGGAUGCUUUUAUAUUAUUUUUACCAAAUAAAAUUUGGGCUGUUUAGCCUAAAAACUUGCAAUCAAUAUAUGUAGUUUUAAAUCUUUUUCUGCAUUUUUGUUAAAGGCCAUAGAAAACAGAUUUUUAUACAAUCACCUUCAAUCAGGCAAAUACAAUCCCAUGUGUUUUUGUUGUUUAAACCCCUUGUACAGUAUGAUGAACUCUUCCCUAGGCUGCCUGAGAAACUGUAGGGGGAUGCGCAAUUACACUAGUGUUCAAAAGUUUGGAAUUGAUCAGAAAUCCUCAGGUUCUUAAUAGUAAUCGAAACCAAAGUAGCCUUUAAUUGAUGUCAAUAAGUCAACAAUGUCCUAUUCUUUUUAUGUCACAUGACUGUUGUUGUAUUCAUCAGACGUUACAUUCAUCAAAGAAUCUGCCAUUUUAGCUUUACAGCAUUGACAUUCUAGCUAUUUUAGCCCAGGCCUUCUGGAGCUCUUCUCAGAGGUGCAGUGGCUUAUAGAGAAUUUUUCUCAUGUUUAUACAGUGCUCUUCCCACGAGCUUGAUUUCAUGUCUAGCGAUUGUACCGGGUCCUUCCAUCAGAUACAGUAUGAUACAGUACUCUGCUUUUGGUUUCUUCUCCAUAUAGGUUUUGCACAGCUUUAGAUCACUGGUCUGCCCCUUUCAAUUUCAAUCACAGGGGAUGGCAUGAAAAAAAAAAAAAUUUCCUAGUGUUUUCAAACUUAUGCAGAAUGUUGAAUUUCGUUAUAUUUGGGGGCAGAUUUAUUAAAGGGCAUGUAAAGGCAACAAAAUAAAAUCCCAUUUUUACUUUCUUUAAUGAAAAA